AUGUCAGUGAUGUCUUUAGUACCAAAGCGACCCAGCAUUGUGUCCUUGGUUGCAGCCAAACAAUUACGGUGUCAAGUUUCAACAUCGACUACGACACCUCGCACACACCGGCCUCGAGAUGCCAUCAUUUCACAGCCAUCUCCAUCACCAAAGAAGGCGCCUCUCUCAGCUUUGCCAACAGGAACACUUCUUCGCUCGCUUGUGUUCACAUCCAUCAUGUCCUCUCUCUUACUGAACCCUUGUCUAGCAAUGAUGAAAUACGUGGUGGAUUCCAAGUCUCCCCUCCUCAAUCCAUCAAAGAACCCGCUGAUAGAUUAUCUCCUCCGAAAAGCUAUCUACAAUCAGUUCUGUGCAGGUACAAACGAAGCUGAAGUGCGCAAGACCGUUCAGGAUAUGAAGAGCCUAGGAUUCAAGGGUGUUAUCCUCGGAUACGCCAGAGAGUCAAUUGCUAAGGCGGACGAAAACGACAACAGUAGCUUUCACGUUGAGAAAAGUCAACAAGCAAUUCAAGACCAAGCAGUGGAGGAAUGGAGACAAGGAAACCUACGGACACUGAAGAUGAUUGGCGCAGGGGACUUUCUCGGAAUCAAAUUCACCGGCGCAGGCCCCAAAGCCGUUGAAACCCUUUCUCGCGGCGACCUCGUUCCACCUCCCUCUAUCGCACAAGCUAUUGAAGAGAUCUGCGAGGCCACAGCAUCCCAAAACUCCCGCCUUUGGAUCGACGCAGAACAGCAAGUCUUCCAGCCAACAAUCGACGCCUGGACGAUUGACCUCAUGCGGAGAUUCAACCGAGACGGGAGGAUAGUCGUCUACAACACUAUCCAGGCGUAUCUAAAAUCCUCGACCGAGAAUGUCCAUCGGCACCUUUGCCUAGCUCAAAAGGAAGGAUGGACAUUGGGGAUCAAGCUUGUCCGCGGGGCCUACAUCGCCCAUGAUAUCAGAUCCCGGAUACACGAUACUAAGACAGAUACGGAUAACAGCUACGACUACAUCGUUGAGGGUCUUUUAUCACAAAAGUUUCCACUUAAAACAGCGUCUGAUAAUGCGUCAGCGUUUCCGGACGUACGGUUGUUCGUGGCCUCUCAUAACGCAGAAAGCGUGCGCAAGGCGUCGACACUGUAUAGACAGAGGAUUCAUGAUGGUCAACCCACGAUUCCACUUGAAAUUGGCCAGUUGCAUGGAAUGGCGGAUGAAGUGAGCUGUGACUUGUUAACUGAGAAUAAUACAGGUCAGUCGGAGACACCUACACCUGGAGUAUUCAAGUGUCUGGCUUGGGGGACAACGGAAGAAUGUCUCCAUUUCCUGUUGCGAAGAGCGAUUGAGAAUAAAUCGGCCAUGGAGAGGACCAAAGACACAGCAGUAGCGAUGCGACGGGAAGCCCGGAGGAGACUUGGGUGGUGAGACAUCAGUAUGCAAGGAGCGCUUCUGUUUGUCAGGAUUCAUUUGGUGGAUGAAUACAAAAUGCGUAUAUAUUGUUUAUCUGCACGCCACAUAGACAUGGACUAAGCGUCCACUAAUCACGCUGCGACAAUACAGUCAAGUUACCUGUCACGCGGGCUUCUCUCAGUAACACAAAAUGCGGGGAAUUGCUCAUACUUCCUUCUUUUGGCCAUCGGCAGCUGUGCCCG
Molecule: messenger RNA, 1628 nt
Organism: Aspergillus novofumigatus IBT 16806
Lineage: Eukaryota; Fungi; Ascomycota; Eurotiomycetes; Eurotiales; Aspergillaceae
Product: putative proline oxidase Put1
Exons: 2
Coding region: 1-1401 (466 amino acids)
Cellular component (GO): mitochondrion
Molecular function (GO): proline dehydrogenase activity; FAD binding
Source: RefSeq, a predicted model, not a curated record